CCCACCGCCACUCCCCACGCAACACCCAACUUAGCCCAUAUAUAAAUCCCCCUUCCCACCCUUUCUUUCCCCUCACUCUCUCACUCCAACAAAAAAAAACAUUCUCCCUCUCUCUCUCUCUCUCUAGCGAUGGCUCUCGACGCUCUCAACUCCUCCUCCGCCCUCUCCCGCCGCUUCGACGACGUCGAGCCCUGCGGCGCUAUGCAGUGGCCUAAAUCCAAACGCUCCAAGCGCCGCGAUCAGUCGGAAGACGAGUACCUCGCCGUCUGCCUCGUCAUGCUCGCCCGCUCCGGUGCCGCUCCCGGAGAAGACAUCAAAAGCGUCGCCGGAGCCGAGGAAUCGCCCAAAUCCGCCGCCGCAAAUUACAAGUGUAGCGUGUGCGACAAGGCUUUCCCUUCAUACCAAGCGCUGGGAGGCCACAAGGCCAGCCAUCGUGGCAAGGCGGCGUCGGACGAAAGCAAUCACUCCGCCGCCGCGGCGUUAAACCCUAGCGGGCGGAUCCACGAGUGCUCAAUUUGCCACAAGCGGUUCGGGACGGGGCAGGCCCUCGGUGGGCACAAGCGGAGGCACUACGAAGGCGUGAUCGGCGGGAGUGCGGCCAAGAGCCGCACCACCUCCUCCACCGCCGCCGUGGCUCGGGAUUUCGAUUUGAACAUGCCGCCGCCGCCGCCGUCGCCAGAGCUACACUGUGAUGAAGAAGUCGAAAGUGCGCUGCCGCCUUUAUACAAAUAAAUAUAUAUCUGUUGGAAUGCAUAAUUAUAACUUUUUACUAGCUAGAUAGAAUUAUUUGUACACAUGAUUGGAUUCUUUGAUUCAUUAAUCAAAUUAGGCUUUUAUUGUGUUAUUA
Molecule: messenger RNA, 847 nt
Organism: Salvia splendens (bonfire salvia)
Lineage: Eukaryota; Viridiplantae; Streptophyta; Magnoliopsida; Lamiales; Lamiaceae
Product: zinc finger protein ZAT6
Exons: 1
Coding region: 130-732 (200 amino acids)
Biological process (GO): regulation of DNA-templated transcription
Cellular component (GO): nucleus
Molecular function (GO): transcription cis-regulatory region binding; DNA-binding transcription factor activity
Source: RefSeq, a predicted model, not a curated record